Messenger RNA from Didymosphaeria variabile, 2088 nucleotides. RefSeq lists its product as uncharacterized. The coding region runs from base 1 to 2088 and encodes 695 amino acids. Gene Ontology annotation, biological process: regulation of DNA-templated transcription. The record is from RefSeq and is a predicted model, not a curated record. The transcript has 3 exons. Lineage: Eukaryota; Fungi; Ascomycota; Dothideomycetes; Pleosporales; Didymosphaeriaceae. Gene Ontology annotation, molecular function: DNA-binding transcription factor activity, RNA polymerase II-specific; zinc ion binding.
AUGCCGUCUACCCAGACCACAAUGCACCUCAUCCGCCAUAUCGAAGCACCACAUGCUGAUUGUCAUCACUCCAGAUCCAUCACCGGUCCCCUUUCCGAUCGUUUCCCGCUCCGAGCCUUUGCGACACCGGCUGGUGUGGACCCACAGGACAAGUGCACAUCAACGGUACCGGAGCACACCAUGAAUCCACACGGCAGCGAUACAGCCAUGAUGGACAUAUAUCCAAGCACGGAAACGGGACCGGCGCAUGAUACGCUGUCCCCGUCCAAGUCACCACAACCGAAGCAAGUCUCGUUCGAAUUGCUGCUAUUGCCUCAGUCCCCGCAGCACAAAGCACGUCUACCUAUGCGUGUGAACAUCUACCCGCACGAUACAACUGACAGUAUCAUCACAACGGUCAAGAACUUCUAUGGGCUCUACGAGCGCAAAGGGGUGGUCUUCGAGGAUCGCCUUGGUAAUACCCUGAUCGCUCGCUAUGAGAACUUCGCACACAACAUGGUUGUCUACGUGCGUGUCACUGCAGAGGAUCCGGAAAUCGAAGAAUAUCAGUCUGUCUCGCAUCACUCCAUGUCUCCUCGCCGCCCGAGACUGGACGAAGCGUUCCAGAUGCUCCCUCCCAGUCUCGCCAGGCACAUGCGGCAAAGCGAGUCGCCUCAGCCAGGUCGUGGCCGACGUAGUGCUUCCACAAUCUCUGUUAGCAAGCGUGCUCGCGCUGCUGGGAAGAGCCGCGGUCCCAGCUCUCAUGGAAGCUUCGCUGAUGCCAAUGGCGAUGCAAAUGGCUACAGCGACAGCGAGAAUGGCGACGCUUCCGUGACCUCACGCCGCUCUAGAAAGGAACAAGUAGCCAGCGCUGAGAUCAGUGUUGAUAACAUCGUUGAGGGUGGCCGUCGCAAACGGGCCAAGUUUGACAGCUCUGAGCUUCCUCUUUUCGUUCCUCCUCAGGUACCCAUGACCGCGUCCCUCUCCUCAGUUUCACCUCAGCGACGAAUCAGCGGCAACAAUGCGGGAUCACCAUACGCUAUGAGUAACCAGCAGACGUUCGCAUUCUCGUAUCCUCUAGCAUCACCGCAAAGCUACGGUCAGGGUGACACCACAUACAUGCAUGGGCUGGCUACUCCCUACUCUACCUCGAGCGCGCAUGUGCAAGGUUACCGAUCGCGCACCCGCGGCACAACACAAGGAGGGCCCUAUCGGCAAUCUGGUGCACCGGGAGGCAUCUUACCUACCCCUGAUCCAACACUCGGUAGCGCCAGUGUCAUUUCGGAUGAAGACGUUGCUCGCCAGCUGAUGCGCCUGGGCGAUGCGUCGAACUUCUCCACACACGGACGGACUUCUACAUCGACGCUUGAUGACGCGCUAAGCGGCAAAGCAGAGGUUGCAUCCUCAAGCGAAGAGAGUGAUGAUGGCAGCGAUGAUGAGCAGGAACUCCCCCCACUCCCCCCACUCCCUUUCAAUGUUGGACGCACCAAUGGCUUGAUUGGAGAGCCUAUCAUCCGUGGAUAUGAAAGUGUCGACAGCAGCGGUGAAGAGGACUACGACAACAGGGACGAUUCCUUCAAGGGCGAAAGCGAUGAGAUCAUACUGGAUGGACAUCAUGAUCAUCAUCAGCUUCACGUAGUCAAGGCUCGCGGGUCUGUCUCGAGCAAGUCUGGUCACCCAGGCAAGCCUCGCGCUCUUUCCAAGCCGAAAAACAAGGUCGCAAAGGCGCCCAUGUCCCCAACGUCCCUCCCAUCUCAGUCGCGCAAAACAUCGAGCGCCUCUACCACUGGUCAGCAGCCACUUGGGCUUGACGAAGAGGACCUGUCAUCGAAGCCUCGCUGCCAGCGAUGCCGCAAGAGCAAGAAAGGUUGCGAUCGCCAGCGACCUUGCGGACGUUGCAAGGACGCAGGCAUCGGUAUCGAAGGUUGCGUCAGCGAGGACGAAGGCAACGGCCGCAAAGGACGAUACGGACGCCACAUGGGCGUGCCGGUCGUCAAGAAACCUAUGGAUCCUCCUUCGUUGCACGACCACGUCCAUGCGCCAAUCGCUGCGAGCAACUUCCUCCUAGACGGCAGCAUAAGUGACAAGAACAAGAAGAGGAAGCGGUAA